This is a messenger RNA of Aspergillus clavatus NRRL 1, 2181 nucleotides long. RefSeq names its product WAPL family protein. Gene Ontology annotation, biological process: regulation of chromosome condensation. Lineage: Eukaryota; Fungi; Ascomycota; Eurotiomycetes; Eurotiales; Aspergillaceae. Bases 1 to 2181 code for a protein of 726 amino acids. The record is from RefSeq and is a predicted model, not a curated record. The transcript has a single exon.
AUGCCUUCCCCACAGAACCCCAAGAGAAAAGAACAUGCUGUUAUCAACAACAAACGCAGGAAAUUUGAUACCCAGCAGAUGAAGAAUAGCCACGACCACGGCCUCGACACCAAUGGACCUGUUGGACCUCUAAAGCCCAAAACCGAAAAGACGAAAGCUUCAAAUACUAAUUCGGCUCUCGCCUGCGCCGUCAUUCGAAGCGGGUCUGAUAAAAACUUCAAUGAAGUACAUACAGUGUCCCCUUCAUCUCCUGACCUGCACCAAAGUGAUAUACAUCCAGCCGUGUCGGCUGAAGUACCAAUUGAAGAAUCAUGUGAACAUCACGAAUCCGACACGCUCACCGGAUCCUCUUCGCACAUUGGCAAUACACCGAAUAGAAAGGAGGUAUCAUCUCGACGAAGGCUCGUGGAUGCACUGAGUGCGAUGGAGCAUUCAGGAAGGGGUUCUUUGGUGAACUCGGAAACUGAUGGUGAUACAGAAGCUUGUUUGCUACCUCAAUACGCUUCCAAGAAAAACUUGUCGGCAGGUACUCGGCCGAAUAUCCAGUCUCGAAGAAGUGCUGGCUGGUUCGCAGGCGACACGGCUUCAAAGUCGUCAAUUUCGAUACCAAGCGGCCUUGGGGACUCUAGGAUCACAUACGCACGGCAGCGAUCAUUUCUGAACGAUGCCCAUAUAUUGGGCGGCUCCCAGCACCAGGACACACCCAACCUGCCAGCGAGCUACUCCAACCGAGGCCUGCGACAACUAGCGCACGAGAAUUCCCCCAACAUCACCCCACAACUCGGUGAUGAUAUUGGCGGGGAUGGUCCUGUACGCGGUAUUCACGAGCUCAGACAAGCAGGAGAGAAUUCUCGCUUUCAGAGCGUUAUUGAUUCGAUUUUCGAGGAUAUUGAGGACUCGUGCAAUUCGACUUCGGGCAAAUGUAGUAGCUUUAUCCAGUUGUGCGAGAAGCUUUUGGAUCCUCAUCUUGUGCGCUGUUUUAGCGAACAUGAUUUUCAUGAACGCCUUCUGAGAUGCAUGGCUGGUGAUCUGGACUACUUAUCUGCCUCGUUUGCACUGUGCGCCUGCAGAUUAAGUAGAGUGUAUGAUGUGGUAUCCCAGACAUUGUUGACGCGACACUGGUCGAAUGUUCUGAAUCUUUCAUGCCUAUUGAUACUUCAUGUGGGCAGUGACAGGCCGCUGCUAUCGGCCACGCUCUCUGCCGGAGUAUCGAGGCCCAUCCGGCAGACAGUGAAGAACAUACAACCACGUUUAUCCUUUGUUAUCAGCGGAGAGGAUCCGCACCUGAUAAUCUCUCCUCGUUCUAUAGCUCUCUUCAGUAUUCAGUCCUGCCUUACAAAGUUUCGCGAUGGGGCCAGCAACAUUGAAUCAAUGCCCGCACCCCUGCUGAAGGCGCUUGUUGAGCUGCUACUCCAACAGAAAAAGGGAACCAUGGCAGCAGCUUCAUUGCCUCCGGAGGAAUUCAGAACAUUGGUCUUAACUUUGUCUAUACUCGAAUCUUACGCGAUCUUAUCAAAACCAGACGGACACAGCCAGAAUUAUCCCUCUCUACGUCUACUUCCCCAGCUCCACCACUUUCUUCGCUUCAACCAGUGUGAAAAGGGCCGACAGCUUCGCACUCACUAUAUCCGGACAAUAUUAAAUUUCACCAACCGAGAUUUUUACCUUUCCAAUGAAUACUCCACACCCGAAAUGGUCGGGGGUUUGGUCGAAAUCGCCGUUUCUCAAAUCAGGGAUGCAUCCGAGGAAGAACUUUCGGGGCUGGAUGAUUCGUUGAGCACGUCUGUCUUAGCCUUGGGGGUACUUAUCAAUUUGACGGAGAAAAGCGAACUGGCGAGAUCUAUGUUUCUACGCCCCACUUCUGGCUCGCUGUCAUAUAUUCAGUUGCUCCUUGAUAUCUUUUUUGGGAUGGUACAUCCUCUUCGCAAUAUUAACCAAGACAUUGCCAUUGGUUAUUUGUCUAUCCUACUGCUCACCCUUUGUUUAUCUGCAGAGGCAGUCACCCAAGUAAGGGAGUCACAGCAGAACAAUGGGCUCACUAUAAUAUCGUCGACAGCAGAUGAGUUCUUACGGUACCACCAGAAGAUUGAGCCUUGGUCAAAAACACAGGAAAGAGGAAACCUGGGGCCUAUGACAAGACUUGAGUACAUAAUACGUCAGGUGAAGCAGUCUACAUCUUAA